Molecule: messenger RNA, 1107 nt
Organism: Cydia splendana
Lineage: Eukaryota; Metazoa; Arthropoda; Insecta; Lepidoptera; Tortricidae
Exons: 1
Coding region: 1-1107 (368 amino acids)
Molecular function (GO): catalytic activity
Source: RefSeq, a predicted model, not a curated record
AUGAGCUUCUGUUCUAGAGACGUGUGCGCCAUAAGGCUACACGGAGCGCAAGACACCAGCCUGCAGAAGAUGAUCGUAGCCUCUGUGUACAUGCCUGAGGCGGACGACCCACCACCGCACGACAUGACAAGGCUGGUCAACUACUGCGAAGAGGCGGGGCUCGAACUCGUCGUGGCAACCGACUCAAACGCACACCACCCCCUAUGGGGCAUGGAAACAGGUAACGAGAGAGGUAAGAAGCUCGUCGAGUACCUAUUUACUACAAACCUCAACCUCCUUAACACAGGUUCGAAACCGACAUUCAUAAACAGGCGCAGCAGGACAAUCAUUGACCUGACCCUAGCAUCUGAAGAAGCAUCGAAACACAUAUCAGGCUGGCAUGUAUCGGAGGAGAUGUCGUGCUCAGACCACAGAUGGAUUCGAUUCGACAUUCAGGUAAAAACACUCACAGCAGUGCCUAGAAGGGACCCACGUAGGACUAAUCUCGACCUCUACACCCUGCGGUUAAACACAAUACUGGAACAGCAGGAGGGUCCCCAGAGGAUAGAAGGCAUAGCUGAGAUAGAAGAACAGGUAAGCACCCUUACAGACACCAUCCUGGAUUGCUACCAUCAGGCAUGUCCCUUAACUACCCCAUCAACUAGAAGUGGAAGGAAGAACAACUGGUGGGGACCUGAGCUGGAGAGACUCAGAGGCAAGAUGAGGAGACAACUAAACAGAGCUAUGAACACUGGCACUGAUGAGGACUGGGAUAGCUACAAGUCCACCAAGGCCAAGUACAAGAAACGUCUCAGGUACAGAAGCACAAACUCCUGGCGCAAAUUCUGUACAGACAUUGAGACCACCAUGCAGGCUAACAGGGUAAGGAAGGUUCUCUCCAACAACUCAACCAUAACCUUGGGAUCCCUACGUAAGCCUGACAACUCUCUCACCAACACACCGGAGGAGGCGGAACGGGUCCUAGUGCAAACACACUUCCCGGACUGCGUGAUAUCGCACCCAGUAAGUUGGGAGGAGGAGGAGACCACUCCGUCGGAGGACGAGUGGCAGCAGACACAUGAGGUAAUCAGCCCGCAGCGCACGCAGUGGGCCAUAAACAGGCCAUAA